This is a messenger RNA of Pyrenophora tritici-repentis Pt-1C-BFP, 678 nucleotides long. RefSeq names its product 60S ribosomal protein L28. The record is from RefSeq and is a predicted model, not a curated record. Gene Ontology annotation, biological process: translation. Gene Ontology annotation, cellular component: ribosome; cytosolic large ribosomal subunit. NCBI's taxonomy places the organism in Eukaryota, Fungi, Ascomycota, Dothideomycetes, Pleosporales, Pleosporaceae. Gene Ontology annotation, molecular function: structural constituent of ribosome.
AAGCCCUCGACACGUCCGUAUCCACAUUCCAUACGACAAAAUGGCCACCACUAUUUCGCACGAUCUUGCCUGGGAGGUUACCAAGGGACGCAGCUCUACGCUCGUCAAGAGGGCGAAUGGCGUCCAGUUCUCGCGCGAUCCUCUUAACCUGAGGAACGUGUACAGCCGCAAGAACGAGGGCUCCAUCGCCAACAAGGCUAUCGGUGUCAUUCCAGGAAAGGAGGGUGGUGUCACACUUCUGAUCAAGAAGGCCAACAAGCACCACCAGCCCGCGUCCUCCAUCCAGACCACCACCUUCGGCCCCGCCAAGUCUACCCGCAAGACCUACUCCGCAAUCGUCAACUCCACCACCAAGCGCAACUACCGCCCCGACCUCCGCAAAGAUGCCGUCGCCAAGGCUUCUGCCAUCCGCAAGAGCCAGAGACCCGUCAAGGCCGACAAGCCAUCAAAGGUCCGGGGUGUCAAGGCAAAGGCCGCCGCUGAGAAGGCAUAGAGAAUCAACGUGUAAAGGAUGUGGUGCAUGCACAAAUGGACGGAGUUAACUUCAUUCGGUUCAUCAUCUUCUGGGAUUCGGAGCUCAUGAAAUGAAUAUGAGCAUGGGUUGCAUGAACGAACACCGCUAGGGUCUUCAUAGCGAAUAGACUCGGCGAGAAAUGAAAUUUGCUUCGAAAUUCCAAA